UUCAUUGUUUUCCAUUAAUCUCCUUCCUUAUCUAUCCUUAUUCCCUGGGAAGAGGAAGGCACAGUGCAAGAGAUAUGCUUUCCUCAAUUAACCUUCCUUUGCUCUGCCCUUCGUUACCGAAACAUGGAUACUGUAGUUCGAGAACUAGGAUAUGUAGUAUUGUGAGGAAAAAAAGAGCAAGAACAAUGGUUUUUGCAAGGAAUGAAGGUAACUCAGAAGUGGGUGUUCAAGUUAGCGAGCAGCUUUAUCUUGGGUUGGACUUUGGGACUUCUGGUGCUAGGUUUGCACUCAUCGACAAGGGAGGGACAAUUCACGCCCAAGGGAAGAGAGAAUAUCCGCUAUAUAAGAGAAAAGAAACAGUGGACUGGGUGCGUUCUUGGAAACAGACACUUUUCUUGCUACUUGAAGAUGUUCCAUUUCAUCUUCGCCAAAUUAUUGCUUCCAUUUCCAUUGAUGGUACUUCUGCAACUACCAUGAUUAUAGACAGCACAACAGGAGAACCAUUAUGGAGACCUUUUCUCUACAAUGAGAGUUGUCCUGAUGCUUUGCCAAUAGUACAGUCUAUUGCUCCUGAAAACCAUACAGUUUGCUCUGGGUCAUCAACUCUAUGCAAGCUUGUCUCAUGGUGGAACACUGUCGAUUCAAAUAAAGAAUCUGCAGCAUUGUUGCAUCAAGCAGAUUGGUUAUUGUGGCUUCUUCAUGGAAAUCUUGGAGUGACUGAUUACAAUAAUGCUUUGAAGGUUGGCUAUGAUCCUGAACUUGACUCUUAUCCACCUUGGCUGCUCUCUCAGUCAUAUUCUCAACUUUUACCUUCUGUUAAAGCUCCUGGAACUCCAAUUGGUAUCCUAAAAGAAGACAUUAGAACACAAUAUGGUUUUGCAAAAGAUUGUGUUGUAUGCACGGGAACCACUGAUAGUAUAGCUGCCUUUCUUGCAGCUCGUGCAACAAAACCAGGGAAAGCUGUCACUUCUUUGGGUUCAACACUUGCUAUAAAACUUCUGAGCACCAGUAGGGUUGAUGAUGCCCGAUAUGGAGUGUAUAGUCAUCGUCUUGAUGAUAAGUGGCUUGUUGGAGGUGCUUCAAAUACUGGUGGAGCUGUUCUUCGACAAAUUUUUACUGAUGAGCAGUUGGAGAACUUGAGCGAACAAAUUAAUCCCAUGAAGACCUCUACACUAGAUUACUACCCUCUCCCAACAGUUGGAGAGAGAUUUCCCAUGGCAGAUCCAAAGAUGGCCCCUAGGUUACACCCUCGACCAGAAAGUGAUGUUGAGUACUUGCAUGGGAUUUUAGAAUCAAUUGCACGUAUUGAGGCAAAGGCUUAUAGCUUAUUGAAGGAUCUAGGAGCAACCCAAGUUGAAGAAGUGUUCACGGCUGGAGGUGGUGCAAAAAAUGAGAAGUGGACAAAGAUUCGAGAGAGGGUACUUGGUUUGCCUGUGAGUCGUGCAAUUCAAACAGAGGCUGCUUAUGGAGCUGCUUUAUUGGCAUUGAAGGGUGCCCAACAAUGUGCCCAGUGAAAGCAGGGUGGAAGGGAUAGACCAGGUAGAUAGCAAUGGAGUGAAGGCAACCGAGGAGAAGCCCAACAUUAAGUGAUGAUUCUUAUUAAGUUGUUUAUUGCUCAUGUAGACAUUGCUUCUGGUGAAUAGCACCGGUUUAUGAUAUCAUGAUGGAUUUAUUUUUUGUUGUGAUCAUAUCUCAUAUUUAUUGAGCAUAAAUUUGCACUA
This is a messenger RNA of Quercus robur (English oak), 1721 nucleotides long. RefSeq names its product D-ribulose kinase. NCBI's taxonomy places the organism in Eukaryota, Viridiplantae, Streptophyta, Magnoliopsida, Fagales, Fagaceae. The record is from RefSeq and is a predicted model, not a curated record. The transcript has 9 exons. The coding region runs from base 75 to 1514 and encodes 479 amino acids. Gene Ontology annotation, biological process: xylulose metabolic process. Gene Ontology annotation, cellular component: cytosol. Gene Ontology annotation, molecular function: D-xylulokinase activity.